CCAAGGGCUUCCUGUUCCUCUCAGCCAGUUCCAGGCAUUAUGUGGCUGAAGCUCCUCUCGGUGGCUGUCUUGCUGCUGGCAAGCCCAGGGACCUUCUGUGCCCGGAGCGGCCGAAGUCGCAGGGAGCUGGCACCGGGCUUACAUUCCCGGGGCAUCCGGGACGCGGGCGGCUCCUACUGCCAGGCACGAGACCUCUGCUGCGCGGGCCGGGAGGACGACUGCACCUUGCCCUACUUGGGCACCCUGUGCUACUGCGACCUCUUCUGCAACCGGACCGUCUCCGACUGUUGCCCUGACUUCUGGGACUUCUGCCUGGGCGUCCCACCCCCUUUCCCUCUCAUCCAAGGGUGUAUGUAUCAGGGACGAGUAUACCCAACCUUUGGGACCUACCAAGACAAUUGUAACCGAUGCACCUGCAAAGAAGAUGGGCAAUGGGAGUGUGACCAGGAGCCCUGCCUGGUGAACCCCGACUUGAUCGAUGCCAUUAACCGGGGCAACUAUGGGUGGACAGCUGGGAACCACAGCGUUUUCUGGGGGAUGACUCUCGAUGAAGGGAUCCGGUACCGUCUGGGUACAGUCCGACCCACCUCCUCUGUCAUGAACAUGAAUGAGAUACAAAUGGUCAUGUCACCAGAUGAAACUCUUCCCUCAGCCUUCAGUGCCUCCAAUAAAUGGCCUGGCCUAAUCCAUGAGCCCCUGGACCAGGGCAACUGUGCAGGUUCCUGGGCAUUCUCCACAGCAGCCGUGGCCUCAGACCGGAUCUCCAUCCAUUCCAUGGGUCAUAUGAGCCCAGCCUUGUCCCCUCAGAACCUGCUGUCCUGCAACACCCACAAUCAGCACGGCUGCCAGGGUGGGCGGCUCGAUAGGGCCUGGUGGUUCCUGCGUCGCCGUGGGCUGGUGUCCAACAACUGCUACCCCUUCUCUGAGGGGAAUCACAACGGGGCAGCCCCUCCAGCCCCGUGCAUGAUGUACAGUCGCCACAUGGGCCGGGGCAAACGCCAGGCCACUGCCCAGUGCCCCAACAACGGGACCCACGCUAACCACAUCUACCAGGCCACACCUCCCUAUCGCCUCUCCUCCCAUGAGAAAGACAUCAUGAAGGAACUGAUGGAGAAUGGGCCUGUCCAAGCCCUCCUGGAAGUGCAUGAAGAUUUCUUCUUAUACAAGAGUGGGAUCUAUAAGCACACGCCGGCCAGUCUGGGGAAGCCUGAACGUUACCGCCAACAUGGGACUCACUCUGUCAAAAUCACGGGGUGGGGAGAGGAAAUUCAGCCCGAUGGACAGAAGCUGAAAUACUGGACGGCAGCCAACUCGUGGGGCCCAACCUGGGGAGAGAAUGGAUACUUCCGAAUUGUGCGAGGGGCCAAUGAGUGCGACAUCGAGAGCUUCGUGGUGGGUGUGUGGGGCAGGGUCGGCACGGAGGACAUGAGCCCCCAUCACUGAGCCCCGGCGCUGGCCCGCCCGGACCUGCUGGGCCUUCUUCUGGAUGAGGACUUGGGCAUCCUCCAAGCAAUGUCCACACCCCGUCACCUGCUGCCAGAUCUGGAACCACAGCCAGUGGUGCUAAGAAGUUUGCUUGGGUUGGGUUACAGAUCCCACAGACAGCAGAGCGCGAGAUCCCUGCCCCUUCCCCGGCCAGAGGGAGGGGGAGGUGAUCUGCUGAAACAGCAGUCCCCCGGAGGGCUCUCUACCCCCGGCCCCCCUCCCCAAAUCCCGUCUUUCAACCUCAACCAAGCGUGAGCUGCCCCUAAUCCCUGCCUGCUGAUGCUGCAGUCCCAGGAGAAUGGGAGUGUGGGGUAAGGAAGUCAGGGCGGAUAGGCCCCAGGACCCCCUCCCACUUCCCUUCCCAGGAAUGUAAAGAGGAGGCUUCAGACAUCUGAUUCCAGCCCCCCCCCAGCCUCCUCUCCCACACAGACCUAUCUCCCCUCUUGUUUGUUCCUUGGCCCUGGGGAGCCUGCUGAGUUUCGGUGCAUUCUGGGGUUCCCCUAAACAUGAUGGGCACGUGCUAGUCUUCACCCGGUGGGAGAGGAGCGGGGCGGAGGCCUGGGGUCCUCCCCACCCACUGCCUAGGCUGAUACCACUCUCCUUUUCUCUUUCCCGUAGUUUCAGCCUUUGAGAAUAUUUAUUUUGCUUAUUACUGACUGUAAAUAAACCCGAUUCACACACAGGCUGCCUCCCGUUGCCUCUCUGGAGGGCUUUUCAUGCCUGUUGCCCGCAGGCCCUCUGGCUGGAGUUCUCUGCGGGUUGUGGGAAAGGGGAAGGGUAGGAAGUGGGGGGACCCACAAAACCACCUUAUACAGGAUGGGUCAGACAGCAAUUCAGUUCCAUUCUGUAAAUAUUUAUUUAUUAAGCAGAGUAGGGAGUUCCAACCAUGAGGCAGGAGAAAGACUGUCUGCUCCUUGCAUGGCCCCAAGAAUCAAAGGAGCUCAGAAAUGGAAGGGCCUGGAUAGAGAUUUCCUGUACCUCCUCUCUAUCUCUCCCACUCUCUUGCUUUCUAUGAAUCUCUAUCUCUGUCUUUUUGUCUCUAUCUCUUUGACUCUCUCUCUCUGAAUCUCUCUGUCUCUGUCUCUGUCUCUGUCUCUGUCUCCCCCUUUCUCUCUCUCUCUGUUUCUCUCUCUGAAUUUCUCUCUGCCUCUCUAUAUUUCUGUCUCCCUUCUUCUUUGUUUUACUCUCUGUGAAUUUCUAUCUCUGUCUCUAUAUUUCUCUGGCUCCCUGUCCAUCUCUGCCUCUAUGUCUCUGAAUCUCUGCUUCCAUCUCUCUCUUCACGGACUCCCCUGGCUUCAGUUUUUUAUCUCUACCCCUAUGGUUUCCAGAUCUAUAAUUCCGGCCCUAAGCUCUCUUGAACUCCAGCUGCUCACUUAGACAUUUCAAUCUAGCUGUUCCACAGGCAUCUAAGCUCAUGUCCAAAACAGAAGUUAUUCUGGUAGCAUCGAAAUCCAAUGGGAUCUAAAGGUCUAAAUUCAAAACCUGCCUCUGAUUUCUACUCACAUUACUGUUUAUCCACAAGGAAGUCCUUUAACCUCCCAGGGCCUUCGUUUCCUCAUCUGUAAAAUGAAGUUGUUAGUCCCUCAGCUAUAGCUCUAUGAAGCUAUGAUCUAUCCCCUAAACCCACUCCUCUUCCAAACCUCCCUCUUCCUCUUAGUGAACCACUCUCCUUCCAGUCACAACCCAGGUCACAACCCAUUUUCUCCCUAUCCCCAUCCAAACAGUUGCCAAAUCUUGUGCGUUCUGCUUCAAACAUCUCUUCCCUGUGUCUCCUCUUCUCUGCACUCAUCUCCUUAGUUCAGACUUUCAUCUUCUUUACCUGGACUACUGCUAUAGCCUCUAAUUGGUUUCAGGUUUCUCCCUGCUUUAGCCCAUCUUCCAAUCAGCUGCCAGUGGUUGUUCCUAAAGUGCGCGUCUGACCACAGCAAUUCCCCUGCCCAAGAAACUUUACUGUUGUUGAGUCAUUUCUGUGGUAGCCAGCUCUUCAUGACCCCAGCUGGGGUUUUCUUGGCACAGAUACUGGAGUAGAUUGCCCUUUCCUUCUGCAGCCCAUUUUGUAACUGAGAAAACUGAGGCAAACUUGGUUAAAGGACUUCCCAAAGCCAUACAGCUGGUAGAGUCUGUGGUCCCACUAAGACUCAGAAGAUGAAUCUUUCUGACUCCCUACCUGGUGCCCUGUGUGCCAUGGCGCAACCUAGCCGCCCAUCCUUAUCUCUAGGAUCAAAUAAAAAUUCCUUUGACAUUUAAGUCCCUUAAUAACCUCAUCCCAACCUGCCUUCCCAGGCUUAUUAAGUUUUAUUCUCUCUCCCUCCCUCCCUCCUUCCCUCUCUCUGUCUCUGUCUCUGUCUUUCUAUUUCUGUCUCUGUCUGUAUGUCUCUCUCUUCUUUUCCCUCUCCUCUCCCUCCCUCCCUUUCUGUCUCUCUGAAGCACUUUUUCUCUCUCUCUCUCUGUAUCUCUGAAUCUGUCUCUGUCCUCCCUCCCCCCCACAGAGGUACAUACACCCCUCCCACAACACACUAUACUCCAAUUGAAUGGGUGGGCUUGUUUCUCUCACAUAAUAUAUUCCAUCUCUUGCCCCCAUGCUUAUACACAGAUUGUCCCCCCAACCUGGGCUGCGUGCCCUCUCACAUCCGUCUUUCCUAGAAUUCUAAAUUCUUUUUAGAAUAGCAGUAUUAAACUCAAAUAAAAAUGGGGGCCACUAAACCAUAGAGAAUAAUCUCUCUGGGUCACAUAACAACUUAGACAACCACAUAUAAGUAUUAUCUAUGUUUUAUUGUAUUUUUAUUUAUUUUUUAAAUUUCCCAAUGCCAUUUUAAUCUGGUGCAGGCUGUAGUUCAAAUUCACUUCUUACAGGAGGCCUUGGAGCUAUUAGUCCCUCCUUCCAACUGCAUUUACUUGGUGUGUAUCUUGUAUUUCUUCCUCCCAUAGAAUGUUAGCUCUUUGAGGGCAGGGACUGUCUCAUUCUUUGUGGUUGUAUUCCCAGCACCUAACACAGUACAUAGUAAGUGCUUAAUAAAUGCGUGUUUAAUUGUUUUGUCCUA
This is a messenger RNA of Antechinus flavipes (yellow-footed antechinus), 4526 nucleotides long. RefSeq names its product tubulointerstitial nephritis antigen like 1 (gene TINAGL1). Gene Ontology annotation, biological process: proteolysis. The record is from RefSeq and is a predicted model, not a curated record. Gene Ontology annotation, molecular function: cysteine-type peptidase activity. Gene Ontology annotation, cellular component: lysosome. The transcript is spliced from 11 exons. NCBI's taxonomy places the organism in Eukaryota, Metazoa, Chordata, Mammalia, Dasyuromorphia, Dasyuridae. Bases 40 to 1443 code for a protein of 467 amino acids.